Mobula hypostoma (lesser devil ray) is the source of this 2100-nucleotide messenger RNA. It is a transcript of the gene c6hxorf58, whose product is annotated as chromosome 6 CXorf58 homolog. Lineage: Eukaryota; Metazoa; Chordata; Chondrichthyes; Myliobatiformes; Myliobatidae. The record is from RefSeq and is a predicted model, not a curated record.
AUGGCGACGGGUAGCUGCUCCAGGCCCCUCGCCUCUCUCAGAUCGCUGUUUGCGCGAGGAAAAUCAGAACAUUGUGAAUUAUUAACGAUGGAUCUCAAAGAACUGAAAAGUGAAAGUUCACCAUGCUGUGAAUCUCUGCAAAAGGACCACAUAUCACUGAAUAGUCAAGAAAUAAAAGUAUACAUGCAUAAAUCAGAACCAAAGAUAAUUGAUCCAGACUCUGCAGCUAGAAUUAUCCAGACUUCAUGGAUUUCCUACAGAAAUAAACUGUUAUUUCGCCUACUCAAGCACACAAUCUGUGCUGCAGAACAUUGUCUGACAACUGACAUUUUAAGGAAACUACAACCCUCUGAGGCUGAACUCUUGAAAGAUACCAAGAUGGCAUAUAAAGUUAGGUUCAGAUUUGCUGGAGAAGAAUUUCCUCCUUUUCUUGUGUUUAAAAUUUUUCAACAUACUGGAAACUACAAGAAUCAAUAUUUAAGUGGAAAAAGAAUAAUCAAGCCUGCAACUGAGGCAGCAGCUGCUUCUUGCAAGAUCAUGGGAAGAAGGAAAUUCUAUGAUCUUAUCAUACAGGAUAAUCUUCAAUAUCAAAGGAUGAAAGUAGCUGAUGAAGCUGAUAUUGUCACAGCCAAAGAUUAUAUGCAGUAUGCAAGUAACCUGGAUGAGACUCCAGCCUGCCUUGGAGGCAGAGAUAACUACUGGAGGAUGUUGACCCUGACAAAUCUGCCUAGAACAACAAUCAUGUAUGAUAUUGUGGACUAUGCUUACAGCAGAACUUUAUCACAACGUUUAAAGGAGGAAUUGCCAAUACUGCUCUCCAGGCCAAGUACUGAAAGAAUUCAGCUUCAACAUAUUAGAACUAUCUCUCAGACCAGGUCAGCUUCUCCAGCCACACAAGCUCUUCCACAUUCAACCUCAAAAUUGUUAAAAGCAGGAAAGGAGUCACAACGCCGUUCUCACAAAGCAAGAAUGAAAGUUUCCAAAAUGAGGAAGAUAUAUGGCUUGGAUAAAAACAAAGAGGAAGAGAAGAAAACACCAAUUUGCCACAGCCCUGCACUGGAUGACUCUCAGUUUUACACAAGCUCUGAUCAAGAAGAAAAAGAUGAAGUUACACAUUUAACUUCAGAGGAAGAAUGGGAGCAUGAAGUUGAUAAACUCUAUGCUUGGACACAAAAACUCUCACUUGAUUUAUGUGAGACACCUUUCUCUGACUAAAACAAUUCUAUGUAUUAAGAAGGGGAAGAUCAACUGUGGCAUACACUAGUUAAUGCCCUGUCAAAAAAGACAUGUUUUUAAACAAAUGAGAAGAGACAUGAAGAUCUUGUUGCUUUUCACUUUGACCAACAAACUGCACAAUUCACACUGUGUCUUUUAACUUUGAUAUACCAUUAUCUUUAGUGUAAACAUUGCAUGCAUUUGAUCAUGGCAUUAUUAUAUACUGUGUUCUGAGAAGGUGCAAGUAACAUCCUUCUGAUAUUUCCCUUUUGAACACAUGGCUUAAGCUGGCCGUACUGUAUCCAUUAAAUUAAUAUGGGUCAUGUUAUGUUUUUAAAAAUCUUGUAUCUUAUUCUCCUAAGUUACAGCAGUGGUGACUCUAGUUAUUUUCACCGUUCGAUGUUGUGUUGCAUUUUGUGGACAAUUACUUCUGUAAUCAAUUGAAAAUGAUUGAUGUGAAUAUGCCAGCUAUGAGCCAUGCUGAAAUCUGGCGGAUUGUAAAAGUCCGUUUGGGAUCGAUGACCCCCAAAGUAAGGAAGGGAGUUACAAAUAGGCUUAGUUUCCAGCUUGGUCUUCAGGUGAAUAUAAUAUUCAUUACCCAGAUAAUGUUUAAGCAAGAUGUCACGAGGAUGUGAGGAGAAGACUUGAUGGGCUAGAAUAGAUAGUCUAAUUCUGCUGCCUUAUGAUCUAGGAUACUAAUGCUUCUAGAACCACCAAAUGACAUCUUCAACAGGGAAUGGAGUUAAAAAAACAAAAACUUGAAAGCACUGCCCAGAUUCAUGUUAGGAAGCAAUUGAAAGAUGCACACCUAAACACGUUAAUUCCAAACUACACAGAUUCUUCUAUAUUUACAUUGCAAAAUGAUGUUGGCGUUUCCAUUUGCAA